AGCCGUAUUUAUAUCUCUAAGCACGUACAAUCGAAUGUCCUAGAUGGUCAAGAAUUAGAACUGUAACAUUACCAUAAAUACUUCAAUAUAUAUUAUAAUCAGUUACUCAAGUCAGCAUCAGUCACCAGUUCAGUUGGAUUUGAUUUAUAGUUCGUUUCAGGAAGAUUCGCAAUUCUCAAAAAGAAAAUGCCAACCUACAAAUACUCCUACUUUGAUGUACGAGGUCGUGGAGAACUUGUCAGAUACGUGUUCCAUGCAGCUGGUAGAGAUUUUGAAGAUGACAGAGUGGCUAGAGAAGAUUGGCCAUCACGAAAGGAAUCAACCCCAUUCGGCCAGAUGCCUGUAUUAGAUGUUGACGGUAAAAAGCUAGCACAAAGUGGAGCAAUUGCACGAUAUGCCGCUAGAGAGUUCGAUUUAGCCGGUAAAGAUAGCUGGGAACAAGCUCUUGUAGACCAGUAUAUGGGACUCGUUGAAGAUAUGUUUACAGAGAUAGUUAAAGUAUUUUUUGAGAAGGACGAAGAAAAGAAGAAAGAACUUCAGAAGAAUUUGGCAGAAGUAGUAUUUCCAAAAUUUUGUGGAUUAUUUGAAAAAGCAUUAGAUCAAAACGGAGGAAAGUUUUUCGUCGGAAAUUCGCUGACACUUGCUGAUCUUGCUGUUCUCAACGCAUUUGACACGCCAUUACAUCAACACCCCACACUUCUAGACAAGUUUCCUAAACUUAAAGCACAUAGAGAACGUGUAAUGGCCACUCCAAAACUUUCUGACUACAUCAAGAACAGAAAGGUUACUGACAUUUAAAAAAAUCAAGACUGUGAACUAUUAGUGAAUAAGGUGUCAAUAAUAUGAAAUAAUAAAAAAAAAUCAAACAAUUUA
Molecule: messenger RNA, 873 nt
Organism: Ruditapes philippinarum (Manila clam)
Lineage: Eukaryota; Metazoa; Mollusca; Bivalvia; Venerida; Veneridae
Product: probable glutathione S-transferase 7
Exons: 6
Coding region: 187-798 (203 amino acids)
Biological process (GO): glutathione metabolic process
Molecular function (GO): glutathione transferase activity
Source: RefSeq, a predicted model, not a curated record